Messenger RNA from Apaloderma vittatum (bar-tailed trogon), 676 nucleotides. It is a transcript of the gene GOLGA7, whose product is annotated as golgin A7. The transcript is spliced from 4 exons. The annotation marks the transcript as partial. The record is from RefSeq and is a predicted model, not a curated record. Gene Ontology annotation, cellular component: palmitoyltransferase complex; Golgi stack. NCBI's taxonomy places the organism in Eukaryota, Metazoa, Chordata, Aves, Trogoniformes, Trogonidae. Gene Ontology annotation, biological process: peptidyl-L-cysteine S-palmitoylation; Golgi to plasma membrane protein transport; protein targeting to membrane.
AUUGAUAGGCAGCAAUUUGAAGAGACUGUCCGUACACUGAAUAAUCUGUAUGCAGAAGCCGAGAAACUUGGGGGCCAAUCUUACCUUGAGGGCUGUCUCGCCUGCCUGACUGCCUAUACCAUCUUCUUGUGCAUGGAGACACAUUAUGAAAAGGUUCUAAAGAAAAUUGCCAAGUUCAUUCAGGAACAGAAUGAGAAGAUCUAUGCGCCUCAGGGCCUCCUUCUGACAGAUCCCAUUGAAAGAGGACUAAGAGUUAUUGAAAUUACCAUUUAUGAAGACAGAGGUAUGACCAGCGGAAGAUAAAACUGUGGCGUCUCGGAUGGCUCAACAGUGGACUUGCUGUACCGAAGUUCCCCUACCUCCUACUUUAGAGCAUCAUUCCUUUCUCUGCUGCCAGAUCCACAGUGCCAUCUACUACAAGGACUAACUUCCUAAAACUGCUCCACAUGGGGUGACCUAGCUGAUCAGCAUCCAUUUUUGUGGCAAACUUUUAAGCAAUGAGAUCACUUUUACAGUUGUUCGUGCUUCCCCCUCAAGAAAAAGGAGAAGUGGUAAAGCUAUGGACUCCUCUGAAAGAAAUGGGACGCUUGACCGAAAAGAAGUCUAGUUUUAGUCACAGUGCUGUUCCUCCCUAAUUCUUAAACUCUUCUGUACGUCAGUCAGGCUUUGGAAAGCU